Molecule: messenger RNA, 891 nt
Organism: Eucalyptus grandis
Lineage: Eukaryota; Viridiplantae; Streptophyta; Magnoliopsida; Myrtales; Myrtaceae
Product: dolichol-phosphate mannose synthase subunit 3
Exons: 5
Coding region: 280-549 (89 amino acids)
Biological process (GO): GPI anchor biosynthetic process
Cellular component (GO): endoplasmic reticulum membrane; dolichol-phosphate-mannose synthase complex
Source: RefSeq, a predicted model, not a curated record
UCUGCUCUCUUCUUUUUCAUCGUAUUUGCCGAACCAUCAGCGUAAUCGACGCUCGAAUCUUCGCUCUUCCUUGUACAGAGCCUCGAUCGUCGGCUCGGGUUCUCUCCGUAAAGCUUUCAUCAGAUGCUUUGGUGGGUUCGACUCUGAAAGCAUCACCAAUUCGAAUAAUAUUUCAAGGUUACGAUCCCGCUAAACCGGAUCCGCUUCCUGAAUUUCUCUUUCAUCCCCGGAUUCAGACAAAUUCUUCGAGUCGAAUCAGGGUCGGGUUUCUUGGGCAUAAUGAAGCAUAUUGUGAAGAUAAUUACCUUGUUGGUGGCUAUCUCUGCCGUGUGGAUUGGUCUCCUGGAGAUGUCUGUAGUUCCACGAAGUCAGACUUGGUUGCUACCAAUAUAUUUCAUUGUUUCACUGGGAUGCUAUGGAUUGCUAAUGGUUGGCAUCGGCCUAAUGCACUUUCCAACUUGUCCUCAAGAGGCAGUGUUGUUGCAGCAGGACAUUGUUGAGGCCAAGGAUUUCUUGAAGCAAAGAGGGGUCGAUGUUAGUUCCGAAUGAUUUGACCUACUGAACUCAUUUACGUACAGAGCAUUGCAAUUCGAGUGGAAAUUGAUCUCUGAGUCUUCCAGGAAUAGAGCAGCUGAUGAACAUUUACUUGAGCUUUUUGACAUUUUUGAGUGUUGGGUUUAAGUUAAUCGACUAAUCAUGAAAAGUCAUGAUCUUAGUGCUUAUGCUUGUAGGUGAUUCGAAUUUGUGAUCAUCUUGUCCACCAUCCUUCGGCCGGUUCUUUAAUGUAUAGUCUUACAUUACUCUCUCUCUCUUUCUCUCUCUCAGUUUUUCUUCUUUUGAUUGUGUGUUCUUUGAUGUACCGAUUGCCUUUGAUUAUAGACAUUUGAGUAA